AUAUGUCGUUCGAGAAAAUGGCGGCGUCGUCUUCUGCCAAAUUUUUUGUACAUCAAAAUCAAAAUAAAGCAGCAAAUUUAAAUUCUUCCAGUGCUGCUUCUGCAUUCGCCGUUGAUGAUAGUGACGUUGUUGAGUUCAUUGAAUUUCCAUUGUCAACCAUCAUUUGUCUAAAUAACAGCAGUAACUCAAAGGCGAUUAUAAAUAUUUUCACAAAAACCUAAAGAAAUUGCCAAUAAAUUUAACCAAAUCGCAAAUAAAUUACGUGCUUACAAAAAACUAAUUCAAAGGCAACUAAUAGAAAAAUGAAUAAUGUGAUAAAAAGUGUGUAAAUAAAUGUGUGGUACAACAAAAAAAAAGUGAAAAUUUAAUAUCAAAAGAAACACACAAUUAUCAAACCCAGUUAAAAAAAAUAUAUCAGACCACAUCUAUCCCCUCAACAUAAAGUAGUACAUAAAGGCAACAACAACGACGGCAGCAGCUGUGGUGGCAGGCAAGGAUAUUGUUAGCCAUUUAGCCAACCAGCCAGUCAACAAUUAAUUGCAACAGCCUUUGCAAAUAUUUUGCAGGAGACUGCAAGUGUCUACUAAUUUCUGACAUUGAUCGUAAUAUGAAAAAGGGGCCUUGUAUUUGGAAAAUUUAUAUAUCGAUAAACAGGCGACAGUGGCAACUAAAUGAACAACAAAUUAGUUCUAUUCGCAAGAACAACAACUAAAACAACAAGAAUUUAAGAGAACGAGAAACAACCACAGACCACCAAAAUCUUAAAACUCAAUAUUAAACAUAGAAAAAGUGAAAUUAAGCAAAACAAAAUACCACAUUUAUAAUCUACAAUCAUGAAACGAAACGUCUAAUAAUAAACAAUUAAUGCAAAGACAACAAUAAUCAUAAUACAAAUACGUUUAAUCCCCAUAACGCUGAACAAGCGUUAAAGUACGGAUUUGUUUACGGUAACUUUAGAAAAAACGGUCUUUAGAUCGUUUUGUCGUUUGUUCAGCAUAAAGAUCUCAGCAAAAAGUGUUUUAUAAUUUUAUAAUAAAUUAUCUCUUCAUCGUGUAAACAAAAAUCAAUAUUAAUAAUAAUAACAAUAAUAUUAAACCAAAAGAGAUACAAACAAAAAAAAGAACACUCAAUAUAAUUGUUAAAAAAAAAUCACCAAAUAUCCACAACAACAACAACAACAACAGACAGCAACAUUUACAUCUCCAACGCAAUGAAUUCAAGUCAACCUACACAAGCUGCACCCGGCAAUCGUAUUACGUUUACAAGCCAAACAUUGCCCAAUGGAACGAUUAAUAUUGGAGGCGCACAUGGCGGCUCGAUUAUAUCGACGUCACAACUGCCGAAUACGACAACAAUCAAGACAAUAACAUCAAGCGCUGCUGGUCAGCAGCAGCAUCAUUCAUUGCCCCAACAGGUACAAGUUCAGCAUCAUCAGGUUUUACAAACAGCCAGCCAGCAACAGGGCAAUCCGUCAAAUGCCCAAAACCAGCAACAAUCAGUAGGUGCCACACAAACCCAAACAUUAGUUAUAAAAUCUAAUCAUGCUGUCUCAUUGCCGGCGGGUAUUGUCUCAAGUGCACCCGGAAUUGUAACUAUGACCAAAACCAUACAACAGGGUAAUCAACCAUUGCUUAAUUCCAUCUUACCAGCUGGUGUAGUAGUAGGCAUGCGUCCUCCAACUGCCCAACAACAACCAAAGAAUGUCCAAGGAAAUACAGUGGGAAGAAUGGUUAUUGGCGGACCACAUAUGGUGGGAACUAGACCCCAAAGUCCAGCGAUAACAUUAAGUACACUAACCCCGGGACAGACGCCUGCACUCAUUUUGAAAACUGAAAAUGGAUUUCAAUUAUUGCGCGUAGGGACGGCUACGUCGGGUCCGGUGACACAAACAAUUGGCACUAAUUCCACAAACCCACCACAAAUACGCUUGCAAACUGUUCCAGCUGCUGUAAGUAGAUUCACAGGGCCACCUUUAGCACUACGUAAAACGAUUGUAAGAUCAUCCACUUCCACCUCCACUACCACCACAACCACCCAUCACCACCACCACCAAUCGCAACAACAGCAAACGCAACAACAGCAACCGCAACAACAAGUAAAAAAACAACAUCAGCAACAGGCAACAACUACAUUGAAACAGAUUAAACAAAAUUCUAUAUCAAAUACCUCAACCGCCAAUAAUAUAGUGGUCAAUUCGGUGGCUACUUCCAAUUCUCAGCCGACACAUGUGUAUACGUCGCAAUCGAACAUAUCAAUGCAGCCACAUCAUACAACAACGAAUGCUGUUGCCUCUAUGCAGCAACAUCAUCAGCAACAGCAGCAGCAACACCACCAGCAGCAGCAAUUCCAUCAGCAGACUCAACAUCUACAAUCACAACCCCAAAUAACACAGAUACAGACAAUACCAGCCCAACAAACAAAUCAAAUGCAACAGAACCAACAGCAACAGCAUCAUCAAACGAACACCAACAACAAUACUUUGCAUAAUAAUGCCAAUAGUACGAACAAUAUUAGCGGUACAACCACGAUGACAACCACCACAACAACGCCUCAAAGUGCUACCGCUCAGGGUAAUACCAAAGAGAAAUGUCGUAAGUUUUUGGCAAAUUUGAUAGAUCUGUCGACACGUGAACCGAAACCGGUUGAGAAGAAUGUUCGAAAUUUAAUACAGGAACUGGUGAAUGCAAAUGUUGAGCCCGAGGAGUUUUGUGAUCGUUUGGAAAGAUUAUUGAAUGCCAGUCCACAACCAUGUCUAAUAGGAUUUUUAAAGAAAAGUUUACCAUUGCUGCGGCAAGCUCUGUUCUCUAAGGAAUUGGUAAUCGAAGGAAUUAAACCACCGCCACAACAUGUGGUGGGUGGUAUCACCAUACAGCAACAGUUACCGAAAAUUCAAGCACAUAUCCGUCCCAUUAGUCAAAAUCAAACCACAACCAUUGGACAGACUCAAGUGCGUAUGAUAUCACCUGCCUCGGCUACAAGACCAAUCGGACAUACCACGAUAACAAAACAGCCAAUGAGCGGUAUACGCAUACAGGGACCUGCGAAUGGGCCACGUCUGUUAAAUACUCAAAUCAGGGGACCAGUGCCGCAACAUACAAAUGCACCGCCACAUCUGCAAACAGCACCAACACAUGCGAAUAUUGUUCAAAUACGAGCUCCAACUGCAACACAACUUAAUCGUCCUGCCACUGUUCAAAUACGUACGGCAAAGGGUAAAAACACAACGACAACUACAGCUAGUCCUGGUAUAACGCAUGUUAAAGUGGGCCAAACUCAAAUUAAAGCGAUAUCCUCAUCGCCCUCACCCGCCCUCAUAUCAUCACAACCUCCCUCGUUGGCUGCCAUUUCGAAUAGUGGGCAGAUGGCGUCAUCAAAUCUAUCUUCAUCGGCAUCCAUUAUUUCGACGAUCAAUUCUGUCGCUAGCAAUUCAAUGGGUAGCGGGACAAGUUUACCGGUGCCAUCAUUACCCACCGUGCAAUUACCACCAGCCGUGCUGGCCCACCAACAGCAGCAGCAACAGCAAUUAAUCAACUCAGCCAACUCUUUAAUUAGCACAAAUACCGCAUUGCUGGAAUCAAUGAAGGCUUCCGAAAUUAAAAACGAAAUCAAAACAACCCCAUCAAUAAUAACAACAAACUCCUCCACCAUCAUGUCGUCAGGUAUAACGACAUUGCCACACUCGUCUAUAACGACACUACAUACACCUAUAACGGCUAACAGAGCUCCUGCCAAAUCAUCUGCCUCUUCUGCUAGUAAAGCGGCAGCGAAAAAGAAAAGAGAACUGGCUGAUAAAGAGCGAGAUGAUCAGAAACUCACUACUUCGACGUCGGCCACGAGUGCGGCUUCGUUUUUCCAACAACCUUCCAUAUCAAUGUCAUCGUAUGGUGACGAUGACAUCAACGAUGUUGCCGCCAUGGGUGGCGUUAAUUUGGCCGAAGAAACCCAACGUAUUCUCGGUUGUACGGAAAACAUUGGCACCCAAAUACGUUCAUGCAAAGACGAGGUCUUUCUGCACUUACCCUCGCUGCAGGCACGCAUACGUGCGAUGGUAAUGGAACGUGGCUUAGAGGAACCAUCACAAGAUGUAGCUGUGCUAAUCUCUCACGCAUGCCAAGAGCGUUUAAAAAAUAUUGUUGAAAAAUUGGCAGUGAUAGCGGAACAUCGCAUAGAUGUUAUAAAGUUGGAUCCUCGCUACGAAGUUACAAAAGAUGUGCGCGGACAAAUAAAAUUUCUGGAAGAACUUGACAAGGCUGAACAAAAACGUCAUGAAGAAAUGGAACGAGAAAUGUUAUUGCGUGCGGCAAAGUCACGCUCGAAAAUCGAAGAUCCCGAACAGUUAAAAAUGAAAGCGAGGGCAAAAGAAAUGCAACGUGCUGAAAUGGAGGAACUAAGACAACGUGAUGCCAAUAUGACAGCUUUACAAGCUAUUGGUCCACGUAAAAAGUUAAAAUUGGAUAGUGAAGGUGCUAGUAGUGGUGCGGGUUCUGGUACAAAUAAUGUGUUAGGACCAUCAGCCGCACCAGCGCCCUUGAGGCCGCGUAUUAAACGUGUUAAUUUGCGUGAUAUGCUCUUCUUUAUGGAACAAGAACGUGAAACGUGUCGAAGCCAAAUGUUAUUUAAGGCAUAUCUUAAGUGAUGCAUUAUUUUAAGGAAAAUCCCCCAACAAACAACAACCUACAACCUACAUAGUGUAAAAAUUGUAAUUUUCUUCAAUUCUACUUCCUACUCAUGUACUACUACUCCUCCUCCUGCUCCUACUUCAACAACUUUUUACUACUUUUGUCAUCCUCUUCUAUUUUAACUGAAUAUUAUAAUUAUUACUGUAACUAUUCUAAACUACUCAUACUUCUUUCUCUGUUAUUUAUAUUUUUAAUUGAUUUACUUUUAACUAAAAUUUUCCUUUCUUACCGUUUCUUUUAUUGGUUCUUGUCAUUAAUUAUUAUUAUUUAAAAAAAAAGAAAAUCAACGCUCUUCUUUAUUAUCAAAUUGAUUAACAACAAUAUUUUGUUAGAUAUUUUUUCUUUUUUCAUUUAUAUUAUUAUAAUCUUUUUUUUUUUGUUUUAGUUAUACAAUUAUUUAACAUACUGCUUCCACUAGAAACAACAAACAAGAGAAAAAAAAACAAAUAUUUAUAUGUAAAGUUUCGUAUUUUUUUUAAAAAAUAAUCUUAAUUCAUAAACAAACAAAAAUAUAUAUAAAAA
Molecule: messenger RNA, 5201 nt
Organism: Calliphora vicina (urban bluebottle blowfly)
Lineage: Eukaryota; Metazoa; Arthropoda; Insecta; Diptera; Calliphoridae
Gene: Taf4
Product: TBP-associated factor 4
Exons: 11
Coding region: 1211-4636 (1141 amino acids)
Biological process (GO): transcription initiation at RNA polymerase II promoter; DNA-templated transcription
Cellular component (GO): transcription factor TFIID complex
Molecular function (GO): RNA polymerase II general transcription initiation factor activity; DNA binding; protein heterodimerization activity
Source: RefSeq, a predicted model, not a curated record